Molecule: messenger RNA, 2159 nt
Organism: Larimichthys crocea (large yellow croaker)
Lineage: Eukaryota; Metazoa; Chordata; Actinopteri; Sciaenidae
Product: tripartite motif-containing protein 16
Exons: 1
Coding region: 1-1662 (553 amino acids)
Molecular function (GO): zinc ion binding; protein binding
Source: RefSeq, a predicted model, not a curated record
AUGGCGCAGCAAGGAAUUCAGAUGGAUCGGGAAAAACUCUGCUGUGCAAUCUGUCUGGACCUACUGAAGAGUCCUGUUCCCUGUGGACACAACUACUGUAUGAACUGUAUUAAAACUUACUGGGAUGAAGAGGAUAGAAAGAAAAUCCACAGCUGUCCUCAGUGCAGACAGACCUUCAUACCGAGGCCUGUCCUGGUGAAAAACACCAUGUUAGCAGAUUUAGUGGAAGAUCUGAAGAAGACUGGACUCCAAGCUGCUCCAGCUGAUCACUGCUAUGCUGGACCUGAAGAUGUGUCCUGUGAUUUCUGCAUUGGGAGAAAGCGUAAGGCUACAAAGACAUGUCUGCAGUGUGUGGUCUCUUCGUGUGAACUCCACCUCCAGCCUCACUAUGAGGUUGCUCCAUUGAAGAAGCACAAGCUGGUAAAAACAUCUGCAAAUUUUCAGAACAUUUGCUCUCGUCACAAUGAAGUCAUGAAGAUCUUCUGUCGUACUGAUCAGCAGUGUAUCUGUUACGUCUGCUCCAUGGAUGAACAUAAAGGCCACGACAAAGUCUUGGCUGACGCAGAAAUAACUGAGAGGCAGAAAGAACUCGGGGCAAGUUGGCAAAAAAUUCAGCAGAGAAUCCAGAACAGAGAGCAAGACGUGAAGAUUCUCCAGCAGGAAGUGGAAGAAAUCAAUCGCUCUGCUGAUAAAGCAGUGAAAGACAGUGAGAAGAUCUUCAAUGAAAUGAUCUGUGUUUUCAAGAAAAGAAGCUCUGAUGUGAAGCGGCAGAUCAGAUCUCGACAGAAAAUGGAAACGGGUCGGGUCAAAGAGCUUCAGAAGAAGCUGCAACAGGAGAUCAUUGAGUUAAAGAGGAAAGAUGCAGAACUGGAGCAACUCUCACACGCAGAAGACCACACACAGUUGCUCCAUUAUUACCCCUCACUGUCAAAUCUCACUGAAUCCACAGACUCUCCCAGCAUCAAAAUCCAUCCUCUGCAGUACUUUGAGAGUGUGACAGCAGCUGUGUCAGAGGUCAGACGUGAGCUACAGGACUUUCUAAGUGAAGUAUGGACCAAAAUCUCACUGACAAAGCCUGAAGUGGGUGUCUUACUUCCACAAACAGAGCCAAAGACCAGAGAUGAAUUCUUACAAUAUUCACAAAAACUCACACUGGAUCCAAACACAGCACACACAGAAGUGUCAUUAUCUGAAGGGAACAGAAAAGCAACAAAUGUGGAGGCAUUUCAGUUAUAUUCUUGUCACCCAGACAGAUUCGCUGACACGUUUCAGGCUUUGAGUAAAGAAAGUCUGACCAGAUGUUGUUACUGGGAGGUGGAGUGGAAUGGUGGAGGAGUUUCUGUAGCAGUUACGUACAAGGAUAUCAGCAGAACAGGAGACAAAAGUCGACUUGGGAACAAUGAAAAAUCUUGGGCAUUGGAGUGUUCCUUUAAUGGAAAUUAUCAUUCAAAGCAUAACAACAUCUGGGCAUCCAUCUCUGGCCCUCAGUCUUCCAGAGUAGGAGUGUACCUCGAUCAAAGAGCCGGUACUCUGUCCUUCUACAGCGUCUCUGAGACCAUGACUCUGCUCCACAGAGUCCAGACCACAUUCACUCAGCCGCUCUAUGCUGGACUUGGUGUUGAUUAUUUUGGAUCUACAGCUGAGUUGUGUGAACUCAGGUAGACAAAAGUUAUUGACACUGUCUAAGUCUAAGUUGGCUACGGUCACUGUGGUGACAGAACAGUAAACUCUUACCCAUAUGCAUAUGUAAUCUACUGUGUUGUGUAUUGUUCUGUUUGGUUUGUUGUAUACCAGCUAAACAGUUGAUUUUUGUUCAUUGUGUUCCAGUCAUGUUGUACAGUGUUCUGGGUCGCUGACAUAAUGUGCUUCUUCUACCUUUGCCACACAGUGGUUUAUGAUGAAUGAUAAACAUGUAGAUAGAAAUAUUGUGUUAUUUACCAGGAUUGAACAGACAAAAGAAGUCAACAAAUACAUUAUUUUAUCCUCAGAAAUCAGUACAGUAUUUUCCAUAUAUCCAUUCCAGAGUUUAGUUUUAGUCAGGAUGUUCUUCUGUGGAUCUAUUAAUGACCUUCACAUUCUUGUAACAGGUGAACAAUUACAGGUUUUGAGUUGGUAAUUCACUCUAUUCAGUGCUUUAAGUCAAAUGUUAAAAAAUUGUA